Molecule: messenger RNA, 1080 nt
Organism: Nicotiana tabacum (common tobacco)
Lineage: Eukaryota; Viridiplantae; Streptophyta; Magnoliopsida; Solanales; Solanaceae
Source: RefSeq, a predicted model, not a curated record
CAGAAAAAGAAUAAAGUAAUUUGGACAUCUUCCAAGAAGGCAGAAGCCUCCUCUCAUAGCUUUUACUUACUCAGCAAGUACCCCAUUAAUUCAAAUACUCCCACUCUUUUCCUUUUUUCUUUGUUGAGGGGGAAAAAAAAGAAAGAAAGAAGAUAAAGUUGGUAAUAGGAAGAUGGCAUCGACGCUGUUACUGGUAGUGGUUUUUGUGUUUGAUCUGAUUGCUUUUGGACUUGCUGUUGCUGCUGAACAGAGAAGAGCCACUGCAACUAUCAGGAAAGAUGCAGAGUAUAAUUACUGUGUGUAUGAAUCAGAUAUUGCAACUGGCUUGGGUGUAGGUUCAUUAUUAUUCCUUUUGGCUAGUCAGCUACUCAUAAUGUUGGCAAGCCGAUGUUUAUGUUGUGGGAGGGCGCUGCGACCAGGAAAGUCAAGAGCAUGGGCUAUUCUUUUAUUUAUCACCUGCUGGGUCACCUUCUUUAUUGCUGAAGUGUGCUUACUGGCGGGUUCCGUUAGGAAUGCCUACCAUACAAAGUAUAGGACUUACUUGACACAACAUCCUCCGUCCUGUGAGGUUUUGAGGAAGGGAGUCUUUGGUGCUGGCGCUGCUUUUAUUGUUUUCACUGGCAUUGUCUCUGAGCUUUUCUACGUCAGCUACUCCAAGGCAGAUGAAGGAUCCAUUCCUCCUAGAAUGGAUGGUGGCAUAAGGAUGAACGCGUUCAAGUGAACCAAUUGAGGAGAAGGAGACUUUGGUUUUACACUCACAAAACUUUGCACCUUGAUGCUGGAAUUAUGACAAUGUGAUAUUGGUUAUGUGGUAUAAUUAGAGAUUCUAAUUAUGUGUUGUGACUUAUGUGCAUCCUUAAUCAUAAUCCAAAAUUGUUGAGUAGGGAUAUAGAUUUAGAUAGGUAUUGCUUGCUACUCGUUAGUUCUUAUAUACAAUGUUGUUGAGCAGGGUUUUGCUUGGAGGAAAAGCUGCGAUGUCCACCUUAGAAACUAGGAUUGAUUCUAUUAUUCCUGUUGCCAUUUUCCAUUCUGUGUUAGCAUAUUCAUUAUAAUCUAGGUUUUCAUGGACUUCUCUGAUUC